GCCUUAACCAGGAAGUGAAAAAACAUCAACAACCCUUCCAGGUUUCAGGCGACAGGGCGAAGUGUCAGAGGAGCCUAGCAGAGAGCUAGCUAAGCGGAGAUUCUCACGGGUGGUUCUGUUUUUUUAUAUAUAUAUAAUUAGUGUACUUGUAGCUCCCCCCUCCCUUUAGAUAAUGUCGUUGUUUGCUAAGAUCUUCGGAGGAGGAGGAAAAGGAGGAAAAGGACCGAGUCCACAGGAGGCGAUCCAGAAGCUCCGAGAGACGGAGGAGAUGCUAACCAAGAAGCAGGAGUUCCUAGAGAAGAAGAUCGAGCAGGAGUUGCAAAUCGCCAAGAAGAACGGCACAAAAAACAAAAGAGCGGCUCUGCAGGCUUUGAAAAGAAAGAAGCGGUAUGAGAAGCAGCUCGACCAGAUCGACGGCACGCUGUCGACCAUCGAGUUCCAGAGAGAGGCUCUGGAGAACGCCAACACCAACACUGAAGUGCUCAAGAACAUGGGCAUCGCUGCAAAGGCCAUGAAGUCUGCCCAUGAAAACAUGGACAUCGACAAAGUGGACGACCUGAUGCAGGACAUUACGGAGCAGCAGGAGCUGGCUCAGGAGAUCUCCGACGCCAUCUCCAAACCUGUCGGCUUCGGAGAGGAGUUUGAUGACGAUGACCUGCUGGCGGAGCUGGAAGAGCUGGAACAGGAGGAGCUGGACAAAAACCUGCUGGAGAUCGGGGGACCAGAGAACGCCCCCCUCCCCAACGUGCCUUCUACUUCAAUAUCCAGAACUGGCAAGAAAGAGGAGGACGAGGACGACAUGGAGGACCUGCAGCGCUGGGCGAUGGAAGCCAUGUAAACGCAGCAUCUGCCACAUCAUACCUGCAUCAGAGAGGGAAGAGGAAGGAGCAAGGAGGGAUGAAUGGACAUGAUAGUGAUGUUGUGUAUGAGUAUAUUUUUGUGUGUCUGAGGUGAGCUGACUUUAUGUAACACUACGAAAAAGCAAAAAUGCUGUAGAAAACUUUGUUUUCCUGUCCCCUUCACGAAUACAGAAACCCCUGGGUGCUCCGCAGACAAGCCAGUCGGGGGCUUUUAUAUUGAAGCUCUUAUCACUGUACUUUGGCAACCUAACAUCAUAUAAUGUCACCUAAUAGUUUUACCCUCAAUUUUAACCCAAUACUAGCACUUAUUGAUCAUUGUACUGCACGGGCAGGGCUCUUUCAGCGCCCACAGAGUUCAUAUUGAGGAGUAUUACUGUGAGCUCUGUAGGUACGAUAAAGGAGAUUUCAGAUUAGUGUUACAGGCAUCGUGGCGUCGCUAACGUCACUGGAUGGCAGGGAAGUUUAAUUUCAUGGAGGUCUAAAUCCUCAAAAUCUGUUUCACAUGUUUACCUGUGUUUGUGGCGUUAAACUGGCUGGAUGUUUGUUUUUUGUUUUUUUCCCUUAUUGACAAAAAUAACAGUCCUUAGCUCUCUUGUUUUUUUUGUUAAUGCUGUGGAAAAUAGGAGAACAGCUGAGCAUGAGCUGGAUGAAGAAGCUACGAGCUGUGUGUGUUUGCCAGAACCUCUUUCUUUUGUUUCAGGCUGCGUGCUUUGUCCCUUUCCCUCUUCUUCCUCCUCUUCGCCUCCUGUCGCCGUUUCAGCGACGUCCCCCCCUCACCAGUGGUUCUUGUUAUUUGGUGUAAAUAUCCCAAAUGUGUCUCUUUUUAUAUCCUGUAUUUCUGCCAUCACGGAGAGGUCGUGUUGGGGUUGUGUGAAGCAUGCAACAAUGGGGGAAAUCACAAUACAGAUCACAACGCACGGCUAGAAAGAGAGAUGUUAAACCUUAAACAGUUUCAUCCUGCUCUGCCUGUCUCAGUCCUUCCCAUGAGGGGUUUUUGUUUCAAAUUGUAUAAUGUUGAAAAAAAUAAUAAUAAUAAUAAUAAACUAUUGUCACACCUUAUUAACUGCAUCUUGAAGGAGAUGGUGGUUUGUAAAAGAUUAGAUUGUAGUCAAUCUACAACAUUUUGAAGUUUAAAGAGUUAAUUCCUUUAGUUUUUCAAAGUCAUUAUGUGCAUUUUUUACAUAGAAAAAAAAAACAUAACACAAGGACGGAUGGACAAGCAUGUUUGCAUUUCUGUUUUAUUUAUCCAGAUGAGAAUAUUAUUUGCAAAAUCAUUAAAGGUUUUCAAUUCUUU
Messenger RNA from Sebastes umbrosus (honeycomb rockfish), 2154 nucleotides. Its product is annotated as charged multivesicular body protein 4c-like. Bases 173 to 838 code for a protein of 221 amino acids. Lineage: Eukaryota; Metazoa; Chordata; Actinopteri; Perciformes; Sebastidae. Gene Ontology annotation, cellular component: multivesicular body; ESCRT III complex; cytoplasmic side of plasma membrane. Gene Ontology annotation, biological process: vesicle budding from membrane; late endosome to vacuole transport via multivesicular body sorting pathway. The transcript is spliced from 5 exons. The record is from RefSeq and is a predicted model, not a curated record.